Molecule: messenger RNA, 2706 nt
Organism: Aspergillus neoniger CBS 115656
Lineage: Eukaryota; Fungi; Ascomycota; Eurotiomycetes; Eurotiales; Aspergillaceae
Gene: ptpA
Product: putative protein tyrosine phosphatase (Pyp1)
Exons: 2
Coding region: 341-2497 (718 amino acids)
Biological process (GO): protein dephosphorylation
Molecular function (GO): protein tyrosine phosphatase activity
Source: RefSeq, a predicted model, not a curated record
CCUCUUCUCAGCCCGACCCCUCGAAGACAGGUUGACGACGGGUUCCUUCAGAAGCCUACGUUGUCAUUCAGGCUUAGUAUCUACGCCUUCGAUGAGUAGCCACUGGAUUUCUGUUGACAUACUGAGACAAGACCAGUGUGUAUACUUUAUGGAAAAGCAGUGUUUUCUCCCCGCCAGUUGUCGGAGAAAUUAAACUCGCUCACGGUUUCUGAGAUUGUUCUUCACAUUCGGGGAUUAUAUCCAUCGCGCUAUGGCAAUGACUGUUUGAAUGUUGACGUGUCAUCUAACAAGCUGGCAAGCAGAAGGAAGGCACUGAUAUUUCCUUGAGAGUUUGAAAGUUAUGUCGGCCAUGACAGGUACAAGAUCACCUACGUCCCCUUGGCCCCCGGAGUGUCAAAACCUGCAGCUCGAGGGUUCCUCUACUCCAUCGGCCCUUUACACAUUACGUGAAUCUCAAAUGUCCCCGCUAGGACAUGGUAUCAACCCUCACAACUCGGUAUCAGAACGCUCGGGUCCCAAUUACUUCUCUAUUAGCGUGGAAAGCCCUGGUAAUCCAAGGAGAAGCCGGGAUGCGAUAUCAUACACUCAGCCCCCGGUUUCUAGUCCCAAAGCACAGCUCUUAUCCAAAAACAAAUCUAUUGAGGAUUAUCUGGGCCUGCCGAAGACCGGGGUAGUGGCCGAUGACGAACACAGAGAAUCACCGGCAUUUCGGCUUUCCUGGAAUCCCAGCCUACAGAGACGGAGUCCGAUACCUUCCCGACAGGAUGCAUCUCCUUUGAGGCAGACGUCUACUCACGGGCAUGGCGUUUCGGUUGAGCGCUGCGCAGAGCUUCUCGGGUCCUCUAAUAGGGAUAUCAUGCUGCUGGAUGUAAGGCCUUACGCGCAUUUCGCGAAGGGGUCUAUUAGAGGAUCAUUGAACCUUUGUAUUCCGACAACCCUUCUCAAGCGACCAUCCUUCGACACGCAAAAAUUAACAAAUACGUUCACGAAUGAAGCUGACAAAGAGAGCUUUGCGGGGUGGAGGAGAUGUCGUUACAUAAUAGUCUAUGAUGCUGCCACAUCUGACAUGAAAGACGCCAGUUCGCUGAUGAAUGUUCUUAAAAAGUUUACUGCAGAAGGGUGGAGCGGUGAGGGAUUAAUACUUCUUGGGGGCUUCAAAGCUUUUUCAUCUCGCUUUCCCACUCUCAUUCAAGGACAGCAAGUUCCAGUAUCCGACUCACCCGCGGGAAGACCAUCUCGAAUGCAUAUUGAUCUUCCAAGUGUCGCCCCUGUUGCAGGCGGCUGUGCUCUCCCCGAGUCCUCCCAUGCCGCGAUCCCUUUCUUCGGGAACAUACGACAACACAUGGAUCUCAUCGGCGGUGUCGGUCAGAUCCCACUUCAAGUACCUCACAGUUUUUCAGAAUCCAAGAAACGCUUACUCCCUCCUUGGCUGCGCGAAGUGUCAGAGUCCUCAGAUAAAGGCCGCAAAGUUUCAGAAAAGUUUCUGGGUCUGGAGAAAAAGGAGCUGGAACGUAUGAAGAAGGCAUUGUCUUACGAGAAGUCUACCGAUGCCGCUACAAUAAAUGACUCUUCGGAAAACUUUCGCGUGGCGGGAAUUGAAAAAGGCACAAAGAAUAGAUACAACGACAUUUACCCAUUCGAUCAUUCCAGGGUGAGGUUGCAAAAUGUGUCACCCGGAGGCUGCGACUAUGUGAACGCAAAUCACAUGAAGGCAGCUUAUAGUGGUAAACAUUACAUAGCUACCCAAGCACCCGUACCUGAUACGUUCAAUGACUUUUGGCGCGUUGUUUGGGAACAGGAUGUCCGCCUGGUGGUUUCUUUGACUGCCGAAGUUGAACGGGGACAUGUCAAAUGCCACCCUUACUGGGAAUCUGGCAAUUAUGGGCCUUGUCAGGUCAACAACUUUUCUCAGAAAUUCAUCUAUUUGGAUGCGCAAGAUCCGCAGCCAACUGAUAUGGAGCUUGACAAGCCGGAAGAUACUGGCAGUCCCUAUAUCAUUGUCAGGCAUUUCGGCUUGUCGCACUCAUCAUUUCCAUUUCAACCCUUGCGCGAAGUAACGCAGCUACAAUAUCCCCAUUGGCCUGAUUUUGGGACCACAUCUCAACCAGCACACCUUCUUAAACUUAUCGAGCAGUGUGAUAAAGUUACAGCAGCAACAACUGGAUCACAGCCUGGUUCUUGCGAUGGACGCGCAAACUCAAGGCCGGUAUUGGUGCAUUGCAGCGCAGGAUGUGGCCGUACUGGGACAUUCUGCACAGUGGAUAGCGUGCUGGACAUGUUGAAGCGACAACGCAGUGCAGCGCAUGCCUCGGGUGGAAAUAUGAACCAAUGUUCCCAUACCGACAAUGUGGAUCUCAUCGAAAGAACGGUAGACGACUUUCGAACGCAGAGGCCAAGCAUGGUGCAAAAUUUGAGCCAGUUUGUUCUGUGUUAUGAGAGCGUCUUGGAAUGGACACUUGCGCAGAUGGGGAAAGAGCAAGAUAUAGGAGGUUGCUGAGGGGUCUUUCAUUACGGUUAGACGUUUAGACACUGGGGAUGGUCGUGAUAGUAGACGGCUUGGAUAUAUUUCUCGUUAUGUCAUAUGCGUACAGGGUUUAGCAAUGAAGUUUUGGCCCUCUGUACAUCCCUCAUCUCCCCGUCUUCUUCGAAUGAUCAGGCACAUGUCAGCAUAGCGAAGACACUGAAUAUUUCCUAUCACCGGUUACA